CGUUACCUCACGCCGCGGGCGCAGCGCCGCAAAGCGUCGCGAAAUGCCCGCCCCUCGCCUGCAAAGCGCGGCCGGCAAGAUGGCGGCGGGGAGGGCCGUGGGCGCCGGUGGCGCCUGGCUGCGUGGGCUCCUGGGCUGGGCGCGGCCGGAGAGGUGGUUAGCAUCCAGUAGUGUUUUCCCUCUGUCAUGCAUCCACACAAGUGCAUGUCUACAGAAACUUGGGAAGUGGGAGAAAAAGAACAGGAUCGUUUACCCUCCGCAGCUGCCCGGGGAACCUCGCAGACCAGCUGAAAUAUAUCACUGUCGGAGGGACAUAAAAUACAGUAAAGACAAGAUGUGGUAUCUGGCAAAACUGAUAAAAGGAAUGUCCAUUGAUCAGGCUCUUGCUCAGUUGGAGUUCAAUGAUAAAAAGGGAGCAAAGGUGAUCAAAGAGGUUCUCUUAGAAGCUCAAGAAAUGGCAGUAAAAAAUCACAAUGUGGAAUACAAAUCAAAUUUACAUAUAGCUGAGUCAUUAACAGGCAGAGGCCAAUAUGUGAAACGGAUCCGUUACCACGGUAAAGGCAUGUUUGGCAUCAUGAAAUUAGCCAGGUGCCACUACUUUGUGAAGCUGGUGGAAGGUCCUCCUCCUCCUCCGGAGCCACGAAAGACUGGUUUUGAUCAAGCAAAAGAAUAUGUGCAACAGCUGCGAAACAGAACACUUGUUCAUACACUGUGACAAACUCUUGUGACUGUAUUGGUACUUAUUGUUUGACAAUGUAGUCAUAUAAAAUAAUAAUUAAAAUCAUGUGUUAGGUGUAUUUUUAAGUGCUGCUGAAGCUGGACUCUGCAAGAAUGACCACAGGCUUUUUCUUACUUUUCAAACAAUAGGUAGUGAAAAAUCUUGGAAAGGCAGCAACAGAUGUUAUUUUUUGAGUUACUUGGACCACAGCAUUCAAACUUGUCUGAGCUAUCAGAUCUAGAGCAUACAGGGCACCUCCACAAUUUCUCAGACUUUGGUUGUCACAAAACUGAUGCAGCUAUAUUUUUGUUAUAUACAUUUGGGUCUUUUGUUAUAAAAAAAAUGUACAAUGGACAGAUUGCAAGGUCAAGACUUUGAGUAAAAUUAUCAGAAUUGGACAUCUCAGAGUAGCUACAACAUCUCAGCAAAGCUGGCAACAAGCUUAGAUUAUCAUGCAUCAUUUUAGGAUUCCUUUAACUGGGCUGUAAUGCUGAUUCCUUACUGUCUGUGUUGUAGGCAUUGUCUGGCAGUAAGUAAAAAAAAAAAGUUCAGGUUUUGACGGUGUCAGUAGGUGGCAUUGUUUAGUUUGUUAGAAGGACAUGGCAGUGAAAACUUGCAGUGUGUUGAAACCAUUCUUGAUUCUGACCAUGGCAUUAAUAGUCCAAUAUGUAUUUGGAGCUCAAGCUGUUCUUUGUGGAAACUCAGUAAGAGUAGCAGGCAUUAUAGGGAGGAAAGCUUAUCUUGGUGAAGAGUGAGCUAAUUAUUCUGUAGUGUAUGGGAACAAAUUGCUUUUGUAAUGCUGAGGCAAGUAAAAUGCUGUAUGGAUUUAAUGUGGAAUAGCUUGUUGCAUAUAUGAACGAAGCUUUCAGUUCUCUGAAAAUAAUCUCACUUUUAUGAAGUGAAAAAGGGGGGGGGGGGGAAGGUCAAUGGGGAGAAAUCUGUCUUUACCCAGUCAAAUUUUCAACCCAGAUGGCCAGAGAUCAUGAACAUCAGCAUAAAAACAGAAUGAGUGGUUGCUUGUUUAUGAAAAUAAUCUGGUAUUUAGACCUUUUUCCAUUCUGGAAACAUUAGAAUGGGAGAUGAAUUGCUGACAUCAUUUGGAUCAUUUUACCACACUGACUAGUGGUGGCAUUUCUUAUAUGGCUUUAUUUUCAUCACUACUUGAAUGAUGGUCAAGGGACAGUUUCCCAUAAGGAAACAAAUUCUUUGUCUCAGUAAAGAUGGCAUACAGCUGAUUCUUUGGGCUACCAAAGGAAAGGGAGUGCUAGGGGAUUGUGAAGUUACACAAGAAGUACACACGUAGCUCAUACCACUAACAGGUGCUUACUUGCACUCUUUUUUUUUCUGUAGUGCACUUACAGAAGCAUUACUUGUUUUAUUGCAGGGAUUUAGUAACUUGUGUCUGAAAGAUGGAAGAAACUUUUCCUGUAGUCCCUGACAUGUUUGAGGAACUGUUUUUCGUAUGCUGGGAUAAACAGCUGUGCUUUGCUCUGCCAGCUGCCCUUAACUCUUUUGCCAUACUGGGUCUCUUAAAAGCUGUAGCAAGCUUGAAUUACUUUUAUUUUGCCGGGGUUGGGGGAAGUCAGUGAUUUGGGAAAACAUUAAAGAAUUGCAAAAUAAACCACGCUUAACAGUGCUUGUCAUCUAAGCAUGUAAAACCUGGCUCCUAGAUACUUUAUCAUAGUGCCUUUCUACUGCAUACUGUAGAUUUCCCUUCAGAUCCCUUCUCGACCUCCAGACAAGAUUGAACCCAUACAUGAAUAUUCAUUGCUCUAGUUUUCUCUAAAAACCGAAACAUAAGUGAGAAUGUGACUGUCCUUUCCAGCUUCUUCAUGAUACAGCAGGUGGCCCUGAUGCUCCUUUAAUCAAACAGUUUUGGUCGUCUUAAAACUUUUCAGGCAAAAAGCAGGAUGCUUGCAUUCUAGUUUGGCUGCUUGUCAUUGCUGUUUUCCUCAAAACAAAAAGUAGGAGGAUUCAUUUUUGACACUUUUCUGCCUCCCCCCCUUACAUCUUAUUACCCUUUUCUUCCUUCUUUAAAGGUGUGUAACCCACAGUGGAUCCUUAUGGUAUUAUCUAAAGAAGCUCCACAACCUUGGCUGUAUCAAUAGAAUGGGAGAUUUGUGAGAUAAGGAGCCUGAGUUUACUUGAUCCCUCUUUCACUCGUAGGAGGGUAGGAGUGUCUGAAGUGUUUUCAGUGAUGAGUACUCCAGAGCAUUGGUAUGGGAACCUGCCUGAAUCUUUUUUAAAAUUUAGUAGAAUCUAGUGAUAAAGCUUUAUACCAUCAA
Oxyura jamaicensis (ruddy duck) is the source of this 3003-nucleotide messenger RNA. It is a transcript of the gene MRPL22, whose product is annotated as mitochondrial ribosomal protein L22. Gene Ontology annotation, molecular function: structural constituent of ribosome. Gene Ontology annotation, cellular component: mitochondrial large ribosomal subunit; ribosome. Lineage: Eukaryota; Metazoa; Chordata; Aves; Anseriformes; Anatidae. Gene Ontology annotation, biological process: translation; ribosome assembly. The record is from RefSeq and is a predicted model, not a curated record. The transcript has 7 exons. Bases 44 to 715 code for a protein of 223 amino acids.